Molecule: messenger RNA, 5017 nt
Organism: Caenorhabditis auriculariae
Lineage: Eukaryota; Metazoa; Nematoda; Chromadorea; Rhabditida; Rhabditidae
Source: the annotation of a GenBank genome assembly
AUGGCAGGUGUGCUCUCAAGUGCUUGUUCCGCAUAGCCGGGUGUCUUUUCUGCAACACAACACCGACUAUACCACGUCUAUUCAAACGAGCGCAGAAGCGUCUUCUCCUACGACUUGUAAAGUUCUUUUUUUCAAUUUUCCCGGUUUACUUUGAUUUUCGCGCCCUUUCGAAAAGGCCGUUUUCAACAGUGGAUGUCGAAAAAUCGUUUUUUUUUCUGCAAGCUUAGCAAGAAAAGAUUCAGUCCUGCUCGGAUCUGAAGUUUUUUAAUCUGAAGGUAAAAAAAAAACCUUGUGCAGUUUUUACAACCUCGGUUUAUUUUUUUAGUUUAUUUUUUUGUUUUCUGAAGCCUCCCAGCUCCUACUUUCUUCCACUUUUCGCUUCAAUUUUUCAUUUUUUUCUGAACUUGAUAUGAAAAAAAAAUUCAUCAAUUUUUCAAGUUCCGACCCUUGACUUGAAAUAUGGGCUCGAUCAUCUUCUCACAGAGGUUUUCCAAAAAGGAACGCCUUGUACGGAGAACUUUGUUUUGCGCUUAGCACUGAAGCGGAACAAAACCGAAGCGAGUUUGUGGCGACCGAGGUGAAGAUCGCGGGUGACUGAGGGAAACAAGUGAGUUGACACGUGUUGUGGGCAUCCGGUCGAAACGCUUGAUCCACUUGCCCCAUCUGUUCCAUUUUUCAGGCUUUUUACACGCGACAACACGCCUCAUACCGCCUAUUUUUUUCGAAUUUUCUUUGAAAUUUUUUUGGACUUUGAAAAAUAUCAGAAUAUAACCUUUUUUUCCACAAAAAAAGUUUCAAAGCCACCGUAAUCUUUCUCUUUAAAAACUUUUCUACAAAAAUAAUUUCUUUUCAUUAAAUUCGUUCCUUUUUUUCUGAAUUUUUAAAAAAACAAGAAUUUCGCAUUGUGCAAGUUUUCUUAUCAGUAAAAAUUGAAAAAUUUUACUCAUUUCUGUUUUAUAAGAACCUUUUUUUCUUUCUCAUUUACACUUCAAGAUAUAUAGUAUUGAAAUUUUAAUCAUGAUUUUUUUAUUUCAUUUUUUUCUCAAAUCAAUCCUAUAAAAAAAUAUAAUCAGUCAAUAUUUUUUUAAGGCUAUUUAAGAUGAACUGCUCGGUGGCUAUUUUGGAAAUAAGAUGAUCUUCAGUUGCCCAAGAGCAGUUUGCAGAGCCCUUCACGCCGACGGCUCUUUAUUUGUCCAGUCAGAAACAUCUCCACUAUCACUUUCUCGGGCCUCAUCCAUUUGAUUCUUCUGUUUUCUUAACGUAGAUGAACUUUGGUUGUGAUUUUGAAGCUGUGAUUCAUUUCCCGAUCAGUGGAAGAUUGAGAAAUUUUUUCAUACGUCCGUUCACAGGACAUUUUUUCUGUAGAAAAAUGAGGUCAAUCAUGUCUUGAUUUUUUGCUCGGUUUUGCAUUUCACUUUCAGAAAUGAUCUGUCAUUCUCAAAAUCAACCUCAGUUCAAGGUUGCGAUUCAUAUAACUUCCGCCAUUCGGAUGUUUGUCCGACGCGGCAUCUGUCACUAACCACUGGGUCGUUUUUUUUAUUUCAAAUUAUAGAGGCUCUGCAUCGUCAACACAAGGUCACAUAACCACCGUUCCAAUUGUUUUUUUUUCUGGUCGUUGAGAACUUUUUUGAACUCGAAACAUCUAGUUCUUGACGAAAACAUGUGUUUCUGUUCCAUAUAAUGGGCUAAAGGAGUUUCUCAAAUGCCUUCUUGCGCCGAAAACUGAGUCCUAAGCAAUCUCCAAACUUUGUAAUUUUUUGUGGGUUUUUGAUCGAAAAAUGAUGAAAAAUAUUCAUUCAAACUCAUUUGUUAGUACUUCAAGUUCUAUCCCUACUGCGAACCUUUUUUGUCAAUUGUGAAGCUCUCAGCUGAAUCAAUAAUUUUCCUUAUUUUUUCUACCUUAUUUUUUGAGAAAAUCCUCCUCCUCGAAUAAAAUUCACUUUUUUCUUUUAUCAACGACAUCUUUUGUUUCCACUGGAGAAGCGCUGGCCAUUGCGGCGGACGUAAUCUCUUGUUGGAUCAAGUCGGAGGAGCCCACCCGCAGUGCGUGGCGACCUCUUCGGCGCCUAUUCAAUUCCCAUAAAUGUCCGUUUUGUUCAAAUUUGAGAGCGGCCGGCAGUAAUGAGGCACAUCUUCACAUCUUGGUUCUUCUCGUUGGGACAUCCCACUUUUCGAUUUUGUGCCUAUUGAAAACUCUUCUUGCUUUUUUUUUCCAUAGCGAAUCUUAAUGGAAACGUUCAGAUUUUUUCUUAAAAUAUGAUCAGAGUCCAAAUUCUGGAAUCUACUGAAAAAAUUUUCAUUCAAAACUACUCUAAAAACUACUUUUGCGGAAGAUCUAAUUGCUUUUCCUUUUUUAAAAAUUUUUAUCUUCUUUUUUUAAAAUUUGCUUUUAUUCUAGUUCAAUAUUCUGUUUGCCAUUGUUUGAAACUUUUUAAGCUCACACUGAACGGAGUAAACGAUUCUUUAUCUUGUGUGAUCUAUUUUUUUUGUUAAUAAACGAAAUGUUCUUUUAUUUCAUUAUCAUCAUUUUUUCCAUGUUGUAUUUCAGCGAUGGAGCUGAAAGUGUUGGUAGAAGGAGUUGAACGGAGCGUUUCCGGCGUCACAAUGAACACGACGUGCUCCCAGAUCAUCUACGCCCUGGCAAACGCCACCUGCCAGAGGGGUCGUUUUGUUUUAGUGGAGAAGUUCCGAACAGUGGUUUGUUUUUUUUUUCAUUUCUCACUGGAAAUGUGUGAUAGCAAUUUUAAAAUUUUACAAGAACUUGUGAAAAAAAAUCUAUCCUGAUUAGGAGUUGUUUCUUAUGUUUUAAGUCGUGUUAUAGAGUUGAAAAACGUCCACUUCUUAGUCUUACUGAUAACAUAAGCUUCGAGACAUUAAAACUCGACAAGCUAAAGUGGUAAAUAUUUUUGUGGCCUGGAGUCAUAAAGGCUCAAAGUACAGCUGCGCAAUACUUUCGUCCAUUUCUCCACAGAUCACAAAAAACCCUUUUCUAAAAAUGAAAUGUUCGAAACUUGAUAAUUUUCCAUGAACUGAUGAAACGAGAAAAACUUCUAAUGGAUCUGUAAAUAUGAUUACUCUUGUAGGAGCGACGAAUGGCGCCAAACGACAAACCUCUGCAGAAUCUUCGUAUGUUGCGAGAUCAUGGGGCUAACGUGACGUUCAUAAUGAAGAAAAUCGAGAGAGAUGGAAGUGACUCUCCAUCGCCAAGUAAUAAUUUUCAUUCUACAUUCCCCUGUUCCAUUGCGCGAGUCUUUUGCUGAGUUAUCGUUCCCCUGGAUCGAAUCUUAGGGUUCAACAAAAAGUUGAUCAAGAGGUAUUAUCUUGAUGCGAAAAUUCAUAUCAGAUGAGGAAAUCUUGUAAUACAUUCAGUAAAGACUUGAAUAAAAUUUGAGUUACGAACAAUAAAAAAUGAACUAAAGAAAAAGUUACAGACAUUUUUGCAAUAUUUUUCCUAAUCUGUCGGUAAACGAGCCAAAAAAAAAUGGAUCACAGCCAACCAUUUACCGUGAUAAUUUUCAGAACAUCCAGAAUACUUGACUUCAAUGUCCGCCGGAAGUUCUGUUCGCCACUCUUCCGUCCACAGAGCAUCGUCAGGUUUUUUUUUUCUUUAUCUGCAGACCUACAUUUCAAGUGAAUUUUGUGAUAAAAACUGAAAGCUUCGAACAUUGCCAUGAAUGGUUUCAGUGGAAAAUGGGCAGGCGGCGGUUACUGUCGACGCCGGACAAAGAAGCCAAGGCACGUCGGCGUCUUCUUACAGCAGCGGCACCUUGCCGCGAAAUCGCCCUCCCCCUCCCGGUGCGUCUUCUUUUUUCUUGUUCAUUAAGUACAAAACAGAGCAUUUUUAUGUUUUAUCUCGAGAUUCCACAAAAAUGCCCCAAUAAUUCUCAUAUUUCUCCAUUAAAAAUUCUCUCAUUCAAGCUUAUCGGUUGCACAGGCCUAAAAGCCUAAAAAUUUUUCGACUGGGGUUUUUUUUUUUUUGAUUCUCCGAUGUUUCAACUGCCGCGAGUUUCAAAAAUAUCAAAUUUUUCAGAUUACAACUCAGUGAUGCAGAAAAAGCAAGCUGGAGCGACGAGGAGAACUGUUCUUUCCGAUUCUAUGUUCCAAUACGACUACAUUUCUCUUAUAGAUUCUAGAGGGUAAAUUCCAAAAUUCAAGUUUUUUUUUUCCAUUUCCAUUUUGUUCCAGUGAGUUCACUGAAAAAUACAAAGCGAAUGAAGCACGUCGAUUGGCCGAAGAGGAAUGUGCAGCCGCUGAAGAAGAACUUCGUCAGAUUAUCAAGCAGCAGGUGGGCUAUAACUGUUUUCCGUGAAAAUCGACUAACUAACUUUAGAAGAAAAAAAAAUGUAAAAUUUCAACUUAAAAAAAGCCAAUUUACCUGAGUAUUUUUUAAAAUAAGAAUUGACUAUUUUGUGGUUAAAAACCGCCUUUUUUUUUGGAGUCCAGUUGUGAGUCAAAAAAAAAUGCUUGGAUAAAAUUUUUUGAAGUUUUGAGAUCUUGGCUAAAAGUUUCGAGAAACUUCAUCUCAGUUAUUUUUUCAGAUCAACCUCCGCGCCAUUUUGACGCCGAUGAUUUCCGCAAACUGGCCUCAAAUCUACUUACAAGAAAUCAACAGGUCACAUAAAAUUGGGGCGUCUGUUGAAGCUACUCGUGAAGCUUUGGAUAAAACUAGAUCGUGAGUUAUUUUUCUAAAUGACAAGAUUUUCAUUAUUCGGAAAUUACCUCUUUCAAUCUGUAAAAAAAAAUCUUGAAAAAAAAAAAUUUGAACCCAUUUCCCAUUAACUUUGCCGCCUUUUUUCCUCUUGAAACACAAAAUUUGUUUCAAAGGGAAUCUUCUAUACAAUUUUUUCAGAAAUGUAUUAACUCAUUCUUAACGGUUUGCAGGGACCUGCAACGAAUUCUGGAAACCGAAAAAGACCUGCUGUCCCAAAUCUCGCUCAUGGAUGAAGAAGAAGUUUUGGAAACUUCCCUAGACUUGAACACUUCUAACAGCAGUACCCCACAAAAACUUGCCGUCUGA